This is a messenger RNA of Sorex fumeus (smoky shrew), 2135 nucleotides long. It is a transcript of the gene RBM39, whose product is annotated as RNA binding motif protein 39. Bases 520 to 2031 code for a protein of 503 amino acids. NCBI's taxonomy places the organism in Eukaryota, Metazoa, Chordata, Mammalia, Eulipotyphla, Soricidae. The record is from RefSeq and is a predicted model, not a curated record. Gene Ontology annotation, biological process: mRNA processing. Gene Ontology annotation, cellular component: nucleus. The transcript has 18 exons. Gene Ontology annotation, molecular function: RNA binding.
UGUUUGUGUGUGUGUCUGUGUGCGUGUGUGUGUGUGUGUGUAUGUGUCUUGGUGAAUGUGAGUACAGGGAAGCAGCCGCCGCCAUUUCGGAGCGCUUGCCGACGUUGUCGCAGGGGUGGAUCCUGAGCUGCCGAAGCCGCCGUCCUGCACUCCCGCGCGGCCUCUUCUAAUCCCAUUGUUUCUUUUAGAUUCGCUCGGGCCUCUCCGCCCUCGGAGCCCGAAAUUCGGGCUGGGCGGUACCGCGGCCUGGCCCUAGCGGCUUAACAGUAGUAACUGCGGCGGCAGCAACAGCAAUUCCCUCCCCCUGCCCGACUCCACCGAGCACCACAGGGGUCCGAAAGACCGCCCAGGCGUUUAGAGAAAAAUGGCAGACGAUAUUGAUAUUGAAGCAAUGCUUGAGGCUCCUUACAAGAAGACUUGCCUAACGAUAUCUCACCUCUACUCCCAUGAAUUCACCUUUGAUUCCAGUGUGAACUGUCAAUCAUAAGGAUGAGAACAAGUUGAGCAGUGCUAACGGCCAUGAAGAACGUAGCAAAAAGUAAGAAAAAAAGCAAGAGCAGAAGUCGUAGUCAUGAAAGAAAAAGAAGCAAAAGUAAGGAACGGAAACGAAGUCGAGAUAGAGAACGGAAAAAGAGUAAAAGUCGUGAAAGGAAGAGAAGUAGAAGCAAAGAAAGAAGACGAAGUCGUUCAAGAAGUCGAGACCGCAGAUUCAGAGGCCGCUACAGAAGUCCUUACUCCGGACCAAAAUUUAACAGUGCCAUCCGAGGAAAGAUUGGGUUGCCUCAUAGCAUCAAAUUAAGCAGACGACGUUCUCGAAGCAAAAGUCCAUUCAGAAAAGACAAGAGCCCUGUGAGGGAACCAAUUGAUAAUCUAACUCCUGAGGAAAGAGAUGCAAGGACAGUUUUCUGCAUGCAGUUGGCGGCUAGAAUUCGGCCACGGGAUUUGGAAGAGUUUUUCUCUACAGUAGGAAAGGUUCGAGAUGUGAGGAUGAUUUCCGACAGAAAUUCAAGACGUUCUAAAGGAAUUGCUUAUGUGGAAUUUGUUGACGUUAGCUCUGUUCCUCUAGCUAUAGGAUUAACUGGCCAACGUGUUUUGGGAGUGCCCAUCAUAGUACAGGCAUCCCAGGCCGAAAAAAACAGAGCUGCAGCAAUGGCAAACAAUCUACAAAAGGGAAGUGCUGGACCUAUGAGGCUUUAUGUAGGCUCCUUACAUUUUAACAUAACAGAGGAUAUGCUUCGGGGAAUCUUUGAGCCUUUUGGAAGGAUUGAAAGUAUCCAGCUCAUGAUGGAUAGUGAAACAGGACGAUCCAAGGGGUAUGGAUUUAUCACGUUUUCUGACUCAGAAUGUGCCAAGAAGGCUUUGGAACAACUUAAUGGAUUUGAGUUAGCAGGAAGGCCAAUGAAAGUUGGUCAUGUUACUGAACGAACUGAUGCUUCCAGUGCUAGCUCAUUUUUGGACAGUGAUGAACUGGAAAGGACUGGAAUUGAUUUGGGAACAACGGGUCGCCUCCAAUUAAUGGCAAGGCUUGCAGAGGGUACAGGUUUGCAAAUUCCACCAGCAGCACAGCAAGCUCUACAAAUGAGUGGCUCUUUGGCAUUUGGUGCUGUGGCAGAAUUCUCUUUUGUUAUAGAUUUGCAAACAAGACUUUCUCAGCAGACGGAAGCUUCAGCUUUAGCUGCGGCUGCUUCUGUUCAACCACUUGCAACACAAUGCUUCCAACUCUCUAACAUGUUUAACCCUCAAACAGAAGAAGAAGUCGGAUGGGAUACCGAGAUUAAAGAUGAUGUGAUUGAAGAAUGUAAUAAACAUGGCGGAGUUAUUCAUAUUUAUGUUGAUAAAAAUUCAGCUCAGGGCAAUGUGUAUGUGAAGUGCCCAUCCAUUGCUGCAGCCAUUGCUGCAGUAAACGCAUUGCAUGGCAGGUGGUUUGCUGGAAAAAUGAUAACAGCAGCGUAUGUACCUCUUCCAACAUAUCACAACCUCUUCCCUGAUUCUAUGACAGCAACACAACUACUGGUUCCAAGUAGACGAUGAAGGAAGAUAAAGUCCUUUAUGUAUAUAGCUUUUUUCUUUCUUGAGAAUUCAUCUUGAGUUAUCUUUUAUUUAGAUAAAAAUAAAGAGACAAGGGUCUACUGUCA